AUGGACGACGUGAAGGUUCAACGACCCAAAACCAGACUUCUCAAAUAUGUCGAGCGCUGGAGAAAGCUGGAAGAAGAGUUAGAGCGGUUGAUAAAGUUGACAGAAGAAGCAGCUGAGAUUUCUCGCGAGUUGCAAGCCGACUACGAUGUCUUCUUUGAUGGAAGCGAUAUGAACAACUUCCCUUACCUGAAGAGUCGCGAAUGCUUCAUUCUCAAGAAGCGAGGAAAUCUAGAGAAGAUGGAGAAUGCGAAGCUUCUUAGGUUGCAGCAGGCAGUGGACCUCUUCUCUCUCGUCGAAGACUGCGACAUCACUCAGAGCACUCCUGCCUCGUUCGGAUUCGGCGGGAGGAUCCCAGACUUCCCGCUGAUCCUCCGUAUGCAUGCCGAGCUGCACGAAAGAAUGCAUGAGACCCGGCCCAACUCUUUCUCCUUUGGCGGCAGCCAGAGCCUGCUGGGAAUAUGGUUGUCCACUCUUGAGGAGGCCUACACUAAGGCCGAUGGCGGGUAUGCCAAUGUUGACUGGACUAGCAAGAGUCUAGAAGAUUUGAUAGACGACGUAGCGACGGAACUUCUGACUUCAAAGAUUGUAGAUGAUGCUUUCCGGGGAGACGAUGCCCCCUGGGGAGACGACACUCCCCGGGAAGAUGAUACGCUAGAACUUGACAUAGGAGACACGGCGCAGUGUCUCUGGCGUGCGACAGAGAGAGCUCCGCCUGACCAGACACUCUCGGCCUCGACUCACAUGAUUCUCGACAAUUCGAAUCAUACACACAGAUCGUUAUUUACGGAUAACGGCUCGUGCCCCAAUCCGGCUACAGAUACGGAAGCGCCGCUUCACGAUUCUGUACCGCCAUAUGACUCGGAUGAUAGGCCUCACCUCGACGAUUUGUGUCACCUCUACGGGCUUCUUCCCACUCUCGCCCUCCUCUUCCUAGCCACUCCGCCAUUAGUCCUAGCUCAAGGCGCCGCCCGUGACGUUAUCCUGCACAUCACGGCGGGCGUAUCCUUCGCAACAAGCGCAGCUCUCCCGCCGCUCAGGUCUUUCGACGAUUUGGCGCCGGCGUAUUGGAUCUCUCUGUACAGCGUCUGGGGUGCAGCCUUCUUGACGGGCUUCAUGCUGGCCCUGCAGAGGCGAGACAACUGGUUGCAGCGGCAAGUUUUAGGCUGGAUGGUCAUAUUCGGAGCAAUCAACCUCCUCGGGUCGCUCGGCCAGAACGUACCCACGCAGCUCGAUGCUGUUGCUGUGUGGGGUCCUCUGGCUCUGACUGUCAGCUUGUAUGUGAUUUCGGGACUCAGCGAGUUGGUGAGCCUUGACCGUGCAGCCCGGUUGAUGGGAAACGCCUAG
This is a messenger RNA of Scedosporium apiospermum, 1344 nucleotides long. RefSeq lists its product as uncharacterized. The transcript is spliced from 3 exons. NCBI's taxonomy places the organism in Eukaryota, Fungi, Ascomycota, Sordariomycetes, Microascales, Microascaceae. The record is from RefSeq and is a predicted model, not a curated record. The coding region runs from base 1 to 1344 and encodes 447 amino acids.